GGGAGUGCUUCGUUUCUUUCUAUGGCUCAUUUUCGCUGUAGGGCUCUUUGCUUCACCCAGUGAGUCGAUUAACACCACCAUAGCAGCAAGACAAGAUGAUGGAGUGCAUCUCCAUCCACAUUGGCCAAGCAGGGUCCAAUGCUUGCUGGGAGCUCUGGAGCAUGGAAUCCAGCUACUUAAAAUACUCCCAAUUUAUGAGGCUUGCUUGUUUUGAGCGAGCCCUGCUGUGCUCAGCCAGAUGGCCAAAUGCCGACUGACAGAAUUAGCGGACGUGACGACGCCUUCAACACUUUCUUCAGCGAGACAGGUGCGGGCAAGCACGUACCGCGCUCGUUGUUCCUCGACUUGGAACCCACGGUGAUAGAAGUGAGGACUGGUAUACAGUCAACUCUUCCACCCGAGCAACUUAUCAGUGGCAAGGAAGAUGCCGCUAGUAAUUUCGCCCGUGGCCAUUACUCAAGUGAGUGCCCGACAACAAGGCUAUCGUCGAUAACGUGUGUCGGACCGUGUAACGGAGAUCGUCGACCUGUGCCUGGACCGAAAUUCGGACCGUAUCAGGAAGCUUGCAGACAAUUGAAGGCUUUCUUAUCUUCAACGCCGUGGGGCUCCGGAGCGCCUCUCGGUUGACUACGGCAAGAAGUCGAAUCUUGACUUUACGGUCUAGCCGUCGCCUCUAGUGUCCACGGCUGUUGUUGUGGAGCCCUACAACAGCGUGCCCUCCACCCGUUCCCUGCUGGAGCACACCGACGUUGG
Molecule: messenger RNA, 753 nt
Organism: Selaginella moellendorffii
Lineage: Eukaryota; Viridiplantae; Streptophyta; Lycopodiopsida; Selaginellales; Selaginellaceae
Product: tubulin alpha chain-like
Exons: 1
Coding region: 247-627 (126 amino acids)
Biological process (GO): mitotic cell cycle; microtubule cytoskeleton organization
Cellular component (GO): cytoplasm; microtubule
Molecular function (GO): GTP binding; structural constituent of cytoskeleton
Source: RefSeq, a predicted model, not a curated record